CAUACACGGACGCACUUCACUCCGCGAAACCGGUGUUAUUGAUUCACUACUACUUUCUUUUUAAAAAAAAUAAUUCGAAAUGUCAUCUUCUUUUCCCGUUGGCUUGAUUUUCCGUCAGUUGUUUGAACGUAAUUCUAGCACAUAUACGUAUAUGUUAGCUGAUGACGAGUCGAAGGAAGCCGUGCUUAUUGACCCAGUAUUGGAGACAGUAGACAGAGAUAUACAAGUAAUCAAAGAACUCGGACUUACACUUAUAUAUGGAGUGAAUACGCAUGCACAUGCAGAUCACGUGACGGGCACUGGGGAAUUGAAAAAGAAAGUGUCAUCAUGCCGUAGUGUGAUAUCCAGACAUUCUGGCGCCAGUGCUGAUGUUUUAACUGUGGAAGGGGACUGCAUUAAGUUUGGAAAAUUUGCAUUAAAGGUAUUAUCGACUCCAGGUCACACUGAUGGAUGUCAGACCUACGUACUGGAUAACAAUGGUAAACCCGUUAUGGCAUUCACUGGAGAUGCAUUAUUAAUUAGAGGAUGUGGUAGAACUGACUUCCAACAAGGCGAUGCUGCUCUGUUAUAUGAUGGAGUCCGUGGUAAAAUACUAUCAUUACCACCAACUACGUUACUUUACCCAGGACAUGACUACACAGGUAGAACAGUAACAACCGUUGACGAAGAACUAAAAUACAACCGAAGAUUGACGAAAAGCAAAGAAGAAUUUAUUGACAUUAUGAAAAAUUUGAAUUUAGAUCCGCCUAAACAAAUCGAUCGAUCAGUACCCGCCAAUCUGAAAUGUGGCGUCUUUGACACUCCGGAAGUACAAAAAUAAACAGAAUAGAACACAUAUUAAGAAUAACGGUUACUCGUUUUCUUACAUCUGCAAUGAAACGAACACAGCGCUUCUAUAUCAACUUGAGUAGCGAUAUUUGUUUAAUAUUUUGAAAUAACUAAUUCGGGAAAUCAAUAUUUCAAAUUUACUAUUAAUAUAUAAUUUAUCAGACUAGCCCCUGGACAAUAACACUUUAAAACAGUCACAUUCAGGUUGUUACGUAUGCCAUGUAUUGAUGUUAGGAUAGGUAAUUUAGAUGGUUGCCUUAGCAGCAACUUCAGCAUUAUUAUUAAUCAAAUACUUGUAUUAUCCAGUUUUUCAAAUAAACAGAUAGGCGUUAUAUUUGUUUUGCUUAUUUUCAAGAAAAACAAUAUUUUGUGAGAUCAAAGUUUGCCUCGUAAUGUCCUCACAUGUCAUUCAUAUAACCCUUUGUGAUAUAAAUAUAAUUUAUAAUUGUUUAAUAAAUAUAAAUAAA
Messenger RNA from Saccoglossus kowalevskii, 1295 nucleotides. RefSeq names its product persulfide dioxygenase ETHE1, mitochondrial-like. Gene Ontology annotation, cellular component: mitochondrion. NCBI's taxonomy places the organism in Eukaryota, Metazoa, Hemichordata, Enteropneusta, Harrimaniidae. Gene Ontology annotation, molecular function: sulfur dioxygenase activity. Gene Ontology annotation, biological process: glutathione metabolic process; hydrogen sulfide metabolic process. The record is from RefSeq and is a predicted model, not a curated record.